This is a messenger RNA of Miniopterus natalensis, 4433 nucleotides long. It is a transcript of the gene GSTCD, whose product is annotated as glutathione S-transferase C-terminal domain containing. Gene Ontology annotation, cellular component: cytoplasm. NCBI's taxonomy places the organism in Eukaryota, Metazoa, Chordata, Mammalia, Chiroptera, Miniopteridae. The record is from RefSeq and is a predicted model, not a curated record.
UCCCCCGGGUUACGACUGACGGCUGGCCCGGCGGUUUUUCCAGACACGCUGUGUGGUGUUUGUCCCACCCGUUUGGUCCUCUGGCGGAGACUCCAGAAGCGGCCUCGGAAUCCCGGCUCGGGCGGGGCGGGAAGGCGCAGGCGCCGGUGUCGCCGACACGUUCACGCACCCUCCCUGCCUGGCCGCGCCUCUGCGACCAGGUGAUCCAAUGAAAGAAGAAAAUGAAAGGCGUAAAGAAAAGUCUUACAGAAGAAUAUCUGUACCUGGACUUUUCUCACCAAAUAGAAGGGUGCAUUUUUCCACUUCAUACAUCUGCAGCUUUAUUUUUGUUAUCAUACUGUGACUGCAAAAUCUUCAAAGUUUGUUUAGUCCUUACCAGAGAAAGUACAGACGUUUCACUACUUAAAAAUGUACUGUCACAGGAUGUCGAAGUACAGAUAAUUUCGAGACAAGAACUUCCACCGAUAGUCCAGAAUUGCCAUUUACCUGCAGUAGUAGAAAGACCAGACACUUUCUGUAGAGCAGGACUAGCAGUUGUACUGAGACACAUCAUCCAGAAAUCAUAUGAAGCAGACCCUUCAAAGACGGACAUUUUGGAACUUCUGGGUUUUAAAAAGACUUGCUUGAAAGCCUGUGCUGAGGUUAGUCAGUGGACCAGGCUAUGUGAACUCACUAUCCCUUUAGCUGUUGAGAAUUUUCUCCAAGAAUCUUCUGACCAGCACCCAAGCAUCCCUACAGAAAUCCUGCAGCUCGAGAAAAAGCUCAGUGAGCCUGUGAGAGUGCACAACGAUGACAAGCUCCGUCGGCAGAAGCUGAAGCAGCAGAAGGCUGCCAGAGUGGGGCCUGCCCUUGCCAAAGGGGAAACGAAGAGCAAGGUCCAUAGCCAGGAAACGCCUGAAGAGCUGGACCCUUCAUCACAGAGCCUGGAACUGAACGUGGCGUUCUCAAAGCUCACGGUGCAGGAAGAACCAGCCGCUACCAACAGGGAACCGUCUCACAUCAGAAAAGCGAAGGCCUCUGACCUGCCCCCUCUGGAGCAUGUGUUUGCAGAAGGACUGUACUUCACUCUGACAGACAUUGUGCUCUUGCCCUGCAUCCAUCAGUUUUUGUUAAUUAUCUGCAAAAAACUUUCUGAAAAGCUGGUAGAAUUCCCACUGUUGGCCGCUUGGUACCAGAGGAUUCAGGAAGUGCCAAAAGUAAAAACAGCAGCUUCUCAGUGUGGGAUCCACUUGUUCCAUUUACCAGAGUCGCUGGCUAUGUCAAAUGAACAGCAUCCAGACUUAAAUGAGGCCCCAGCUCUAGAGGAACAAAAUGAUCCUUCAUUUAUAGGAGGACCAAGACCCACUAUGACCAAGUUAAUGGAAAAAGGCAUUGAAGUGAUGUUUUCUCCCCACCCUUACCCUACUUGGACCCUUGAUUGGAACAGUCUUCCUGCAGCAGUGAGCCCAAAGGAAGGUAAAAUGUCCAGUGAUCGCGCUUUGAGGAAGCAGCAGCAGUUAAACAACCUUGUCUAUGUGGUGACAAAUCAGGCCAAACCUGGUGACAAAAUUGUGGAUUUCUGCAGCGGUGGGGGUCACGUUGGGAUUGUGCUCGCUCAUACGCUGCCGUUAUGCCAGGUUAUAUUAAUAGAAAACAAGGAAUUAUCAUUAAUCCGUGCGAAGAAGAGAAGUGACGAGCUAGGUCUAAGCAAUGUUUGGUUCAUUCAAGCAAAUAUGGAGUAUUUCACAGGAAUGUUUAAUAUUGGGGUGGCGUUGCACGCUUGUGGAGUGGCCACCGACAUGGUGAUUGAGCUCUGCAUCAAAACGCGAGCUUCCUUCGUCACGUGCCCUUGCUGUUACGGUUUCAUUCAGAAUACCUCCAAGUUUAAUUUUCCAAAAAGUGAACAAUUUAAGAAAACUUUAUCAUACAAGGAACACAUGAUUCUGUGCAGAUUUGCAGAUCAGACAGCUGUCCAGCUUCCGCCCCAACGAAGGCUCAUAGGAAAACAGUGCAUGUGCCUGGUGGAUCUGGACCGAGCAAGAGCUGCAGAAGAACGCGGCUACUCCGUUCAAGUGAUAUCCAUGGAGCCAGAGAGCUGCUCUCCCAAAAAUAACAUGAUCGUGGGAGUCCCCGUUUAGAAUGAGAUAUUCCCAUUUGAUGUUUUGCCAUUUGUCUUCAUGAUGAAAGCUCAGUGGCAUUCGGGAGGUUCUUGGCACAACUAGGAGACAGCAUUAGCCAUCUUGAACCUAUUGUGCUCAGGAAGGAAAGCGGCGGGAAAAUCUUUGAAGAAAGGCUGCCUGCAAAGCAUCGCAAAUGCUUUUAUAAUGUGUGAUUAAAAGACCACUGGUUUUUAUAGUGAGAAUCCCCUGAAGCCUCAGCUGCCAGCAGAAUAAGACUCUCUAGUUGAGGCUCCAUCACUGGAAUAACAAUUUCCUUCUCAGUUCACAGCUUCUCUGAUCUGGCCAACAUGGUGUUCAAUUCAAAACAAUGUACUUGCAGUCUUUAUAAGUAUUUAGAUACUUGAGUGGAGACCAAAGCUAGACUCAGUGGGGUUUGUUUGUUUUAUAUUUCUAACAACAGUACUUUAUAUAUAAUUUUUAAAAAAAUCUUGUCAGGUAAUUACAGUGUGAUUAAACUUUUAAGCUGGGGUGAGUUGGACUUAUACAUUAUAUCAUAUACUCCGUUUAAAUAUACUUCCCAUAAAUCACCUAAUGAGAUCAUCUCCGGUUCAAACAUUUUAUAUGAAGACAUUAUAAAAUAAUUGCAGUAUAUUUUCCAUUAUGGGCACAUGUAAUUUGGACAUAAAUUCUAACUAACCAGUAAAUAUGUUGAUUAAAUAAUUAUUGAGGAUCCAUUAUUUUCAAGACUCUGGCCCAGUUUCUUCUAAGGAUUCAUAAUGAGUUGCAAUAGAUACAAUGCCUUGCCUAUAGAUAGAAAUAAGGCAGAAGAGAAAGAUUAGUGAAUUAGUUUUCUUUAUAUCAUAUUACAAUGUAUGGUCACAGGAUUUGUUUUUCAGAUAUCACUCAUAUUGGGGGGUAUAACUUAUUGAGUAUAAAUCGGAGGUGGGAGGAGUACAGAAUAUAUAAGCUUAUUUGAAGUGAUCUCUACCCAAAUUCUUAUUCCACCAGCCAGAGUUUUUAAGGACAAAGGGCAUAUCCUUUUUCAUGAUCUGCUUUUUUUUUUUUUUUUUUCACAAGUCCUAGGCUAUUCCAUUUCAGAUAAGGCUUAUUUAAUCAAUUUUGAUGAUUUCAACCUGUAUAACGUACCAUGAGGAGAAAGGAUUUUAAUAAAUAAUUCUUUCAUCACUGUGGGUUAAAAUACAGGAAUAAUAUGGGAGGAGGGUGAACGCUUGUUUUUUGGGAUAAAAGAUGAGAAAAGAAUUAAUCAUCAGCCCUGAGUAUUUUAGUCAUUUGCCCCAAUAAACGCACUAUGCUUUUAUUCUGGGUUUUUUAAAAAUUAAGGAAUAAUUUACAGAUAAUAAAAUAACAGAUUUUAAGUGUUCACUUUGAGAGGUUUGGACAACUAUAUACACCCAUGCAACCACCACCAGAAAUAAGAUACUGAAUAUUUCCAUCAGCCAAGAAAGUUCCCUCAUGUUCCUUUCAGUUCAAUAUCCUUCGCCCCAAAGGCAACCGCUCUCUGAUUUCUAUCACCCUACAUUUGUUUGGUCUAUUUUUGUCCUUCAAAUAAAUCAAGUCAUUGAGUAUGUAGUCUUUUGUGUUUGGCUCCUUUUGCCCAACAGUAUUUUUUGAAAAAUAUUCACAUUGUUAUGUAUAUCAAUAGUUUCUUCUUAUACCUACAUGGUAUCCCAUCACAUAAACAUAUCUAAAUGUGUUUGUCCAUUCUCCUGCAGGUAUUUAUUUGGAUUGUCUCCAGUUUGAGGAUAUUAUGAAUGAAGCCUAUGAAUGUUCUUGUACAAGUCUUCUUGUGGAUAUGUGUUUUUAUUUCUCUUGAAUAAAUACCUAGUGGUGGAACUGCUGGGUCGUUAAAUGAAUGUCAGUUGCCAAACAAUUUUCCAAAGUGGUUUUACCAUUUUAUAUUCCCACCAGCAAUAUAAGAAAGUUCUAGUUCUCCACGUCCUUUCCAACAUUGGAUACUGUCAGUCUUUUCUAUUUUAACCAUUCUGGUGGGUGUGAAAAGUGUCCCAUCCUGGUUUCAGUUUUCAUUUCUCUGAUGACCAGAGAUGUUAAGAAUCAUUUGUCAAGUGUCUAUUCAAGUCUUUUGCUCAUUUGUAAAAUCAGGCCAACUGGGUUUUUAUUGUUGAUUUAUAAGUGUUCUUUAUAUGUUCCGGGUAUGAGUCCUUGUCAGAUAUAUGUAUUGAGAAUAUUUUUCCCAGUCUGUGACUUAGCUACUCAUUUUCCUAACAAAUGUUUUAAUUUUUAUAAAGCCGAACAUAUCUUUUUUAUAAUCAAAUAUUUCGCGUGUCCCCUUUAAUAAAUCUUUACGUCCUCGAA